This is a messenger RNA of Diversispora eburnea, 182 nucleotides long. NCBI's taxonomy places the organism in Eukaryota, Fungi, Glomeromycota, Glomeromycetes, Diversisporales, Diversisporaceae. The record is from the annotation of a GenBank genome assembly.
CAUGUCAACUCGCAAGUAGUUCACGUGGUAGAAUAGUUCAAAUUAUGUCCUUAGAUCAAGGAACAAGUAUUGCCCAAAAGGGUACACGAGUUGCUUCUGAAGAUAAGUUAAAACAAAAAAGUGAAGAAUCGAAGAAGCAGGGCUUUAUCCCAUUUAAACCAAAUAUUCAUGGGAAUCUUUAA